This is a messenger RNA of Schistosoma bovis, 4929 nucleotides long. The record is from the annotation of a GenBank genome assembly. NCBI's taxonomy places the organism in Eukaryota, Metazoa, Platyhelminthes, Trematoda, Strigeidida, Schistosomatidae.
GUUAAACGAAAAUGGCUACGCAGGUUACUACCAAAUAAAUGUCAAACUGGACUUUGAAUCAUUCAACUUUAACGUGUCCUUUGUCAGGGUUAUUGGUGUUAACGUUUUCGAAUGGAUUUCCCGGAGCGGGUUGAUUGUGUCAUUGACGGUACAGGUUUAAGUGAAUCUCUGAUUUCUGCAAGUUUAUCAAUAUUGGGGAAACAAAUUCUUCAUAUCGAUAGAAAUGGUUAUUAUGGUGGAGUCCUUGCAUCUUUACGAUUCCCUGAAUUCGAAAAACUUCUCAGUCAAAAUGAACCUGACUGCCCCAAAAGUCUUCCAAUCAUUAAAGAUAAUUGUUUAGAUCUCAGUGAGAUUGAGUCUCCCUUGGUCACUCACAGGUCAUCAGAAUGGUUUCUAGGCUGUGACGACAGUUUCGAUUCAUAUGAUGAUAAUGAUGCUGAAAAUUACAGUAGUGUGAGCAGAAAAGUUAUUAAUGAUUCACCAAGCACAAUGGCAUUGCCUAGUGAUAUCACUGUUCAACACGAUCAUAUUAGCACUGAGAUUUCUAGUGUGGUUCGCGAGCUUGGAGAAGAACAAGAGAAAUCCAAUGGGGAUGGACAUGAAAACGUUACAGUAACCGAGCAAAAAUCUGAUGACGCUGAUAAGAUUGUCCAGAGCCAAAAAUUAUGGUCUCGGUCUAAACUACGAAACGCUGUGCGCCUACAUGAUAUAGACAUAGUACCAAAGAUAAUUUAUUCGCACAGUCCUGUAGUAACUGCGCUUCAACGUGCUGAUGUAACAAGAUAUUUAGAAUUUCGUUUCGUAUCACGCCUGUUAGCUUAUAUUGGUAAUAAUCAGUGCACACAACAGUCUGGAACAGUCUUAAACAAUGCUGAUAAUCAAUCUUCCUCAACAAAUUUUACGGGUCAUGUAGUCAAAAUUCCCGUCUGUCGUUCUGACGUGUUUAAAACACGUUUAUUAAGUUUACAUCAAAAAAGAUCGUUAGGUGCAUUUUUCGAAUGGUGUUUUCAUUUAAUCAUUAAUGAUACUCAACUCAGUACAACACAUUCUAAUAAAGAUGAAGAUUAUUGUGCAUACGAAGAUCGACCUUUUCAAGACUUAUUAACUGAAAAACGUAAACUUGAUAAAUUUACCCAACAAUUAUUAAUAACUAAUCUAUCAUUCAGUAAUCAACAGAUUAAAACUAAAGAGGCCAUUUUCAGGAUUCGACGAUUGUUAUUCUCUAUGGGUCGAUUUGGACCAUAUCCAAUUUUGUGGCCAAUGUAUGGUAGUGGAGAUUUAACUCAAGGAUACUGUCGAAUGUCAGCUGUUUUCGGUACGACAUUUUGCCUUGGUUGUAAAGUAGAAAAAAUUGAAUAUAUAAAGUCAGAGGUAGAUGCAAUAAUUCGAUCUGUUGAGAAUAUGACCACCAAUAUGAAAGAUGAACAGAUAACGACAGGAGCUGACCCUUCAUCAUCGUCGUCAAUAUCAAAGAAUAAUACUGAUGAUGAAUUCAUUGUUUAUUUAUCUAAUGGUAAAAAAAUAAGAACAAAAUGCGUUAUUUUAUGUCCGGAAUGUUUACCAUAUUCUUGGAUUAGUGAUUUUAUUAAUCAUUGGUGUGCCCGAGCUGUGCUCAUUACAGACUCUUCUCUUUUACCAGAUGACUGUAAAUCGAGUGAUAUUUCAAUACUUGCAUAUUCAUUUAAUGCAAACAAUCAACAAAAUGAUUUAUGCCUUGAUCCUGUUAUCAUAAUUGAAUGUCAAGUUGAAAAAAAUAAAUUCUGUAAAGAUAAUUUAUUUGUCGUACAUCUAUGUGCAAUCAUUAAACAACCGUAUGAUCCAAAGAAAAUUUUCCAACCUCUUCUAAAUUGUUUAUUUACACAAUAUGAUGAUAAUACCGUACAUCCUUCAUCGGUCAAUCAAGAUCAUUGUAAACGACCUAGAAUGCUAUGGGCUGGUUAUUUUUGUGUACCGGACUUAUCAUCUAUUCCAAAUAAUUUCUCUACACUUGGAAAAUCUGAAACAAUAAUGAAUUCUAAUAUCUUUAUCACUGCUGGACCAGAUGCUACUCCAGACUUGGAUUCAGUUAUACCUAAUGCAGAAGAGAUAUUCCGUAAAAUAAUUUCUAUUUUAGGCUUGCCAAACAAUUCAAAAAAUUUAGCAUCAACAACGACUGGAACAAACAAUGAUGACAGUACAUCUCAGACUAGUAGAUCAUCUAUGUAUACUACAAUUGAUGCGGUUUGGGAUGGUCAAUUUCCACCUAAAGCACCUCGACCAGAAGAUAUUAUUGUGGUAGAUGAAUCAGUGAAUCCACCACCAGUAGUGACAAUAGAAGUUCCUCAAGAAGAUCAGAAUUAAAUAUCUAAACGAUAAUAUUUAUGUUGAGUGAUGGCUUAAUCGUUAAAGUGUUCAACUUUCCCUAAUUCCCAACUUUGAACCCUGUCCCAUCUACUUGGGCUUAAGCAACCGCAUACUAUAAUUAGCCUUUACACUUGAAAUAUGGGUUACAUUCAAGUAUCUGGUGAGUGAGUUAAUAGAAAAUUAGUGUAUAUUUAUAUACUACUGUAUUGUUGAUGGUUAAGUGGAUUUUCUUCAUAUAUAUUAUGACUGUGUACAGCUAGGUGAGGUAAUAUCUUCUUUUCGCAACACCAGAGUACAACAAUUAAGUGAUAUUGAAAUUUGUGUCAUUAUCCAUUUAGUUUUAUCAGAGAUAUAUUUUGUAACGCAACUAUUAAUCCUUAUGAAAUAAUCUACCUGGACGCAUAAGCGACAUAGUUUGUGUUAGGCAACCACAUCGAAAUUCCAAGUUUUGUUGCAAUGUUAAUAGUGGAUAUUUGACCACUUUAAUAAAGAGUAAACUUUUUAAAAUCAAUAUCUAUUAGUACAUAUUACGAUAUAAAGAAACUGAGGUUUUUCAGUGCAUCAGCUAUUUUAACAUAAUUUAGUAAUUUCAUCCGCCCAUGAACUGAUCAUUUGACUUGAGCCGGAAGUUGUUCAAUGGCUGAUUAACUGGCUAUCCUAUCCAUAUUUUCUCACUUACAGUAUUUGUCUUGUCAUUUAUUAUUUGUUUUUCAGCCAGAAAAAAUCUGUGUUUCCGUUGUACCUUCAAAAAGAACAGAUUGUUGAAUUAUAUUGUAGCAAGUAUGAUCGGGCCUUUACUAAAGGAGCAGUAGUAUUCUCUAGUCUGAUUAUUGAUUAGUUCGCUCUACGCCUGUAUAGCCGGCGACCUUUGAUUUUACCAAUGACCAAUGAACAACGGGUGAAACCUUAAUACCUAUUGGCCCUCGAGCUACGUCUAACCCCGUUUUUAUUCGAAAGACAAGAUUAGCAAUUAGAUAAGAUCCGUGUUGUGUAGCUGUCCAGUUAUAUGACUCAGUUCGUGCAGUAAUAUAGAGUUACAUCCUGACCUGACCACCGACCAAAAUAAAUAGGGAAUUACAGUACGCUCAUAAGCGGUAGGUCCGUAAUCAGUGAAUAGUAACUUUAAAAAUAUCAAACAUAUAUUGAUAGUCUAUAUGCGGAAAAAAGAUUACAAUAAAGAUAACAUAAGGAUACAAUAAUCCAAAUGUCUAACAAUUGUACAAUAAAAACCGAAGGUCCUAUGUUCGAUUCCCGCGUGUGUGGUCGUGAAUGAGUAUUUCUGAGGGUUCCAGUAAUAGGACAAAAGCCCUGCGCAUUUCUUUCAGGUUUUUAACAGUAAUGUAGCUAAGAUCAGUUCAUGAUUCCAACUGUAGAAAUACUGCAAAUUUUCCAUACUAAAAAUAUAAAUGAUAAUUUUUCACAAGAUAAUUCCUCAAGUUACAACUUUCCCAAUAUUCGCCCAUUUUAACAGCUUCCUAUGAUGUGCAUUGGCUCUUAAACCAAUGUACAUAAUAUGUGUUGAUAAACAGUAUGGUACUUGAUAUACAUGUUAACUAUAAAUCAAACUUAUGUAAUAAUAUAACUUGAUCUCAGUACUUUUAAUUCAUAUGAAUUAAUAUAUCAUUUCGUAUUGUUUACUUCCCUUCAUUCAGAACUUAUUCCUCCCUUUUCUCGAUUGUUGAAAUUGAUCCAAACAUCAGUUAAGGAAGAAGAGACACCAGGAAAAUUCAUAUCAAUUUGAUGGAAAAAAUCUAAAAUUUUCCUUCAUAACUUUGACAAAUAAGCGAAUAACGGCAUUAAUGAUAAUAAUUUCUGUUUGAGUUGAAUUACAUGAUUGAUACUUCAUUCUCUAUCUCUCCCUCUGUGUGUGUGUAUAAUAUCUUCGCUUUUCGCUUACUCUUUAACUUUCUUGUGUCUUCCUGUUGUCUAUGGGGUGUUGAUUUCUGUUUUAUUUUGAAAAAAAAAUUAUACACAUUUUCACUUCUGUGUUGAGAGAAGUGAAGAAUAUUAUCAAAGCAAUGGGAAGAUCACUUUUCAUUUUUUGUUUGUUUUUCUUAUCUUUCCUGUUUACAUCACAUCUUUUUUUGUAAGGCGGAGGGCGAACACUUUCUUAUUGUUAAUGAAAUGAAUGAUAUGAUCUAACUAAAUAGUUUAUUUUGUGUUUUUUUUUCUCAAAGAAAUAUUCUAUUUUUGAGGUUGAUAGUUGCAUCUUGUUCUGUUUUCGUUUAUUUCCAUCGAUGGAUAUGUAUUCCGAUGGCAUUGUUUAUAUUUGAAAUAUUGUCGCACGUUUUCUGGUGUAUAAAACUAGUUUAUUGAUGUCAACGGUCGACAAGUCACUGAAUGCGUAUGGAAGUAACUAGUUAUUUAGAUCAUAGCGGUCGUUAUUUAAGUAGAGAAAGAAUUGGGCCCAUUUUAAAAAAUAAACAAAAUGGUGUUCGUCAUGAGAUGAUAGUAGCUUCUUCGUUCAAGUUUUAAACUACUCAGCAGCGAUCACUCACAAGAAUAAGAAGUCGAAAUUAGGACUUUGAUUUUUCACAAUGAGCAUAAUAUUUUUAGAACUUUGAGUUGAAAUAAGUCCAUCCGUGG